Molecule: messenger RNA, 948 nt
Organism: Pelobates fuscus (common spadefoot toad)
Lineage: Eukaryota; Metazoa; Chordata; Amphibia; Anura; Pelobatidae
Product: olfactory receptor 5F1-like
Exons: 1
Coding region: 1-948 (315 amino acids)
Biological process (GO): G protein-coupled receptor signaling pathway
Cellular component (GO): membrane
Molecular function (GO): odorant binding; G protein-coupled receptor activity; olfactory receptor activity
Source: RefSeq, a predicted model, not a curated record
AUGGAUAAUUCAAACCAAACCAACGUGAGGGAUUUUAUCCUGCUUGGCCUCGCCAGUACUGCUGCCCCCUACCUGCAAGCUUUCUGCUUCCUCCUAUUACUGAUCAUGUACAUAAUCACAUUGCUGGGAAACCUUCUUCUGAUCACGGUGGUGAGAGUCAACACUCAGCUUCAGACCCCAAUGUACUUCUUCCUCACUCACCUCUCCAUCAUUGACAUUGCCUUCUCCUCCACCAUCGUCCCCAAGAUCCUAGCAAACACAUUAGAUCAGGACAAACGCAUUUCAUUUUUAGGAUGUGCCACCCAGAUGUACUUCCAUCUUGCACUUGGAGCCACAGAAUGUUUAAUAUUGGCCGCCAUGGCUUUAGACAGAUACGCUGCUAUCUGUAAACCUUUACAGUACAAUACAAUCAUGGACAAUAGGCUCUGCCUGUGCCUGACUACUGGUUCAUGGACAGUGUGUUUUCUUUUCACUAUAAUGCAAACUUCCUUCACCUUCCAACUUCCCUACUGCAAGUCUAACCAUGUCAACCACUAUUUCUGUGAGAUGCCUCCACUCUUCCGACUCUCAUGCAGAGAUACUCUGUUUAAUGAAAUAACAGUGUAUAUAGCUAGUGGCUUAUUUGCCAUUUCCACAUUUUUGCUGAUAUUUAUUUCAUAUGUCCACAUAUUCUCCAAUAUAUCAAACAUUAAGUCAAAUGAUGGACGAUACAAGGCUUUCUCCACGUGUGUGUCUCACCUCACUGUGGUUUUCAUUUAUUAUGGAGCCAUUUUCUUCAUGUACAUGCGUCCACAAUCUAGUUAUUCGCCUAACCGGGACAAGAUUGUGUCCCUCCUCUACACAGUUGUGACUCCCAUGUUGAACCCAAUUAUCUACAGUAUCAGGAAUAAACAGGUCACAAGCACUAUAAGAAUGGCACUGACCCUUAAACGAAAUACCUAUUCAUAG